Aspergillus japonicus CBS 114.51 is the source of this 1323-nucleotide messenger RNA. RefSeq names its product DUF3425 domain-containing protein. NCBI's taxonomy places the organism in Eukaryota, Fungi, Ascomycota, Eurotiomycetes, Eurotiales, Aspergillaceae. The record is from RefSeq and is a predicted model, not a curated record. The coding region runs from base 1 to 1323 and encodes 440 amino acids. The transcript has 3 exons.
AUGCCGAUGCAGACCCAGGGUUCCACAGAGCCCAGUGACAGUACCGGAAGUGCAAAACGGAAGCCCGUCCGCCGCGACCCAGAGAAGAGGAGGCAACAGAACAUUCAAGCCCAGAAAAAGUACAGUAAGUGCAUGUCACUGCUGACUUUGGUGUCUGGAGAGAAGCUUCGCAAACGGCUAGAGAACCUCGAGGCACUCGCAGCAUCGGCUGCGCAGAACCAUGCGGUUGAAAGAACAGCAGCUGUGGAGAAUGACACCUCGGAAGCGGCCGUAGCGCAAGGGCCUUCGACUUUUCUGCCCCACAUCGCUACAAAUGGCAUCCCGGCCUCUGAAGUCUCGGGGAUAUCAGUCCCCUUUCCAUCUGCGGGCAUUCCUGGAAAUCCAUGCACAUCACUGGACGAGUUUUCAGCAGCCCUUUCACUGUGGGAACCUUCAACAUGUGCCACUAACCUCGAUUGUACCUCAUCAUCCCUCGCGAUGUUCGACUCCACAAUCUAUGCACCCCCGCCGGAUGAUCUGUCGCCGUCCUUUCUCAUCCCAGACGACCAUGGCGACAACAAUGGUGGCUCACACCGCGUCAUCGCCAUCAAAUGCGGCUGCCUCAAGCCCCACAUCCGCGUGCAGACCCACAGUCCUUACCCGUUCCGCUCAGGUGAAAUUCGCAUCAUUAUGCUCGAACCCGGUGCGCCAGCUGCGGAUCCAUAUACUAACCACAUCCGCAUUGACCUGGUCUGCACCAUGACAGCACUGUAUACCCUCGGAACACACAUCGGGGUCAACGAAUCGAUGCUGUGUGCCGACGAGUCUUUUUCGCCGUUCUACCGGCCAAGCGCAGCCUGUGCGGAUGAGCUGGUCAAGGCAAACAUGGUCGGCACAGUGCAAAGAAUAUUCAAGACCUUGAAACCGGAUCUGCGGCCAAACCGUGAACAAAUAAUGAUUGAGCACCACCCUUACAUUGACAUUUUGCCUUUCCCAACACUGCGAAGAAAUCUACUGAUCCUUCAAGCUGAGCUGGAUGAAGAUGAGUUCAUGGAUGAUAUAAUUUCCGGCUUGGUCUGCUGGGGAGGAGCUGGCAUGGGGAAACGGGACAGACAAAACUCGGUUGGACGUCAUCCAACAGGCACACCGUGGGAUGUCCGCAGUUGGGAGGCCAAAGUCUGGUUUUUAAAGAAGUAUUGGGCACUGCUGGGCGGCGAAGAUGGAGAGCUUGUGCGGCAAAGUGAGUGGUGGCGAGGACUCAGGGGGGAGGACGAGGAGGUGUUUGAUCAGAGUGAUUCGACGCCAGCAGACUCUCCGCUAUUCUACUCAACCCUAGGGAUCUGA